CGAACCAUCGCCAUAGGCAAACCUCUCUCUCUCUAAUUAAAUUAACAUAUCAUUUUAGCAAAGGAAGGAAGAAGAACUUUGAUUGCUUCCUUUCCUCUUCAAGUUCCCUUCCCCACCGAGUCAUGGCCGAGUUGACUCAGUCCGACGUCGUUUACUCGCCUCGCUCCCUCCAAGUGUGGAAGACUUUCAUGAACUGCCUCGCCUUCUUCUACCAGAUCUUCCUCCAGAUCCUCCGCGCCGUCGGUUACCAUCCUCUCCUCUCUUCCUCCUCCUCUAAAGCCGCCGCCGAUGGCUUUAAACCCUUGCCAUCCAUCGAGUUGCCGGAAUCUCCCACCACCGUGGAAAUCGCCACCGGAGACCGGUUCCAGAGACUAAAGGUAGUUCUUGACUUGGAUGAGACGUUAGUGUGUGCGUACGAGACCUCUAGUCUACCUGCUGCUUUACGCAAUCAAGCCAUUGAGGCUGGAUUAAACUGGUUCGAGCUUGAGUGUUUGUCAUCUGACAAGAAGGAAAGCGACGGUAAAUCUAAGAUCAAUUACGUGACGGUGUUUGAGCGUCCAGGGUUGCACGAGUUCUUGGAGAAACUCAGCCAGUUUGCUGAUCUUGUUCUGUUUACUGCUGGUCUUGAAGGUUAUGCGAGACCGCUUGUGGAUAGAAUAGAUACAAGGAAAGUGCUUAGCAACCGGCUUUAUCGACCUUCAACAGUCAGCACGCCAUACCGAGAUCACGUGAAGGAUCUGUUAACCACAUCAAAGAACAUGUCUAGGACUGUAAUCGUUGACAACAAUCCUUUCAGUUUUCUGUUGCAACCAUCAAAUGGGAUUCCAUGUAUUGCAUUCUCUGCCGGGCAGCCUAAUGACACUCAGCUUUUGGACGUUAUUCUACCACUUCUGAAGCAACUUUCAGAGGAAGAAGAUGUAAGACCGACACUUUAUGAUAGGUUCCGCAUGCCUGAAUGGUUUGAGAAGCAAGGCAUACCACCUUCUUGCUGGAAUCCUUAACCGGUUUAAGCAGAAACUAAUGGUGAAAAAAAGGAAAUAUAUCUUUGGUCCACACAAAAAAAGGCAAAGGACUUGUUUGGUACAGUAGUUUCAGCAAUGAAAAAAAAAUGUGAGAAGGGCACAUAAACUACCAUUCCUAGUGUUUAUAAUCUUUGGUAGAUUCCUUUUUAAAAGAUAAAAAUCUGUUACACAUUCUUGAUUUCAUGUAAUUCUCUAGCUUUCUCUGUAAUUUUGUUAAUGAUCAAGUAUUAUUUUUUUCCUUUUCCGGUUUGGUUUGGAUAUACCUGGUUAUGGUCUAAACUAAAGUAUAGACUAUGGUUUGGUA
This is a messenger RNA of Brassica rapa (field mustard), 1326 nucleotides long. RefSeq names its product CTD small phosphatase-like protein. Gene Ontology annotation, molecular function: phosphatase activity. Lineage: Eukaryota; Viridiplantae; Streptophyta; Magnoliopsida; Brassicales; Brassicaceae. The record is from RefSeq and is a predicted model, not a curated record.